This is a messenger RNA of Megachile rotundata (alfalfa leafcutting bee), 3900 nucleotides long. RefSeq lists its product as uncharacterized. The record is from RefSeq and is a predicted model, not a curated record. Lineage: Eukaryota; Metazoa; Arthropoda; Insecta; Hymenoptera; Megachilidae.
AUUUUACAAUAAUUUGUAAUAUACAUAUACAGUUAUUAUGUAUUGUACUAGUACAAUUAAUUGCAUUAGUCACACAAAUAUAAUUUGCAUUAAUUGUACUAAUAUUACAAUAUUUCACCGCUAGAUGGCUCAGUAUUUUUUGGUCCACAAAAUGUCAUUUUUUUUAUUUUCGUUAUUAAUGCUUUCAUCGAACUACAAUAAUAUUAUUCCAAUCCCGUUGUUAUUAAAAAGCAUUUUGUUCGUGCCAGAAAGACGUAAAAAUUGUUAAUUUUUAAGAAAAUUGUAAGUUUUUGUUCAAAUAAUACCAUCAUCUGCUGGUAGAUGGCGCUAAUGUCGCGUUUCAAAAUGCGCGGGAAAAUUCAAAUUUUAAAAGUGCCUAUAGUACUUUCAAGUAGUUUAAAAAUAUUUUAAAAAAUUCUAGCUAUAAAAAUUGACACGUUCGAUGAUUUCUAUGUUACAGAUUUUAUGAUAAAAGCAAAAAUCUUAUCAGUAAUCAUUUUAUAUCUCCUGUGUGAUGAAAUAAUCACAGGACUGUCUCUAAAUCUUCUCGGGCCCUAGGUAUACCAAUGAAAAUUAGGUAUCUUCUUGUAGAAAUAAGAAGAUAUUUGUUAAAAAGGAAAACCGUAACGUUCAGAGUUAUAUUAUUUUUUGUAUUAUCGUAGUUUCAGAUAAGAAACUGAAUAAGAAGAGAAAUAAGAAAUUUCUAUUUUCUAACUGUGAUGUCGGCUUAUGCAUAUCCAAGUUUAAAGGCAAACAAGAUCUUGUUAUAGUUUGAAAAGAACCCAAUGUAAAUCUUCUUGUUUUGUCACAUAAAUAAUGUAGGCAAAUAAAAGUAGGACAUUUCUUCUUUCCUUUCAGGUAAAGGAAGCUUAACUUACAGGUAACCGUUCACCUUGUUCCAUAUGAAAGUGUUUCUCAAUUUAUCGUCUGAAGUAAUAGCGUGUUCUUUUCUUCUUGUGUGUCAUAAUAUCGUAUAUAAUAUCUUAUAUUGAAUGACAAAAUCUAUCAAUGAUUCUGACUCAAUAAGUAUUCUUACCAUGUGUUCUAAACAACAUGUAUGUUUUUUUAAUAAGAUGUGACAUUGUAAAUGUUCAAAAUAAAUGAAUUGAGAGAUACUGUUCGUGUCACCAGCGGUGGGUCAUCGUUUGGAUGAGAUCGUGUCGAUUUUGUGUAAUCAGAAAACAGCUGAUCAAAGUUAUUCCGAGUGUAAAUAAUAAUGGCUUUAAAAAUUUAAGGAGUCGUAAAGGAUUCUGAAAAUUGAAUGAUGGGUAUUUGCUGUAGCAUGUACUAUUCUUUUUUGUACACCCUCUGAUACGACUUCAAAGAAUUCCACGCAGAUACAAAUCGAUGUUUGCAUCGCGAAGAGUGCCGUGAGGAGGGGCUACGUUAAACGACUACACUAAUUAUUCACACAAAUAAUAAGACUUUUGUGAAUGUAAAAUGUUAACAUUGGAAGAGCCAGAAUACAAAACUUUUUCAAAAGACACGGUGGAAGAUGAGGAAAUCAACGAAGAGAAACACGAAGUACAAAAUUAUGAGAAAGAUAAAUAUCCUAUUGUAAAUGGUGAAAUAUUAAGAAUGGCAUUACUUUCUGCAGAGGAUGACAGUACCGAGUCAGAAGAGGAUGAUGUAUCCUCUGAACUCCUGUCAAUCGAUUCAGACAUAACUAAUGAAUCAACUGUUAGCGACUGGGACGACAUAAAAACUAAUUCAUCUCCAUCGUACAUUACUUCUGUACCUAAUAAUAAAGAAUUUAUAAUCCUAACGCAACUGGAAACAGAUAAUGCUUUAAUAACAAAAAAGUUAUCCAAUGAACAUUCCUUGGCCAGUAAGAAUUCAAAAUCAAAAAAUCGUUCCAAGCGACAUAAUAAAGUACUAUCAAGGAAACUUGUACCUAAACACGAACCAAUAAUCGAAAUUAAAGAAGAAAACUCUAUCAUUUCUACAGAUAUCGAUGAACGUGUGCCAACUAUGGAAGAGUUAGAUUACGAAGAAUCCUCUAUGGAUCAACAAAAUAUCGAAUCCAAAGAUAACAUUGAUUGGCUGCAAGGUUUUAGGCCUUUACCAUUAUAUUAUACAGAAAGUGGUAAACCUUACUUAAAAUGUCCAGCAUGCGGUGCAAUGUUUUUUACUCCAAAUUCAUUCCAAAAGCAUUUAUAUUCGCAUGUGUACAAAGAGGAGGAUGGUUUUGCUUGCUCCUAUUGUAAUUACACAAAUAGCGAACCCGGAAUGUUAUUCGCGCACUUGUCCAAACAUCAAGAUCAAUGCGAAUUUUGUAAUGAAAAUUUAAUGCGCAAAAAUAAUUUUGAAAAUCAUUGGGACAUAAAGAAGUCAAAUUUUUCUGUGAAAAGAGAUCGUAGAGGGAAGUACGUAUGUACUCUCUGUAAAUUAGUAUUUGAUCUGUUACCGCAACUGGAGAAACAUUGGUUGAAACACGCUUGUCAAAGGGAAAGAACUUAUCAAUGUAAAGAAUGUAGUGGACUAUAUGACAGCAGGGAAACGUUAAAUAAUCAUAAAUGUAUGAAAUGUGCCGUUUGCGGUAAAAUUUACGAUAGUUUGCAUCGAUUAAAAGCGCACACAGUAUGGACAAAGCACAACUUGAAAUGUCCAAUUUGUUCAUACGAAUUUAUCCUUGCUGUAGAUCAUGAAAAACAUUUAGCAUUACAUAGACAAACGUACCAUUCUAUGAAAGAUUACGAACACUGUUUACAAUCGGAAAAUGGGAAGACGUUUCAGUGCAAUCUUUGCGACAAAUUAUUUUUUGCCUUACCUUCUCUGGUUCUACAUAUUCGAGAAGAUCAUAACAUAAAAAAUGUGAGAAACACAGAAUCGGAAGAAAAUGAAUAUGACGAGGAUCAAAAGAAGGAAACUCUUGGCGAAGUAUUAUUGCGCGUUUUAAAAAAUGAAACUGCAAAUUACAUUAGCAAAAACAGUAAUAUGACGUUAGCUAAUGACAAACUCAAGUUGUAGAACGCGCUAUAUAUGUUUCAGGUAAUAUACCAGAAAUGAAUUUUGGAUAAAGUAGAGAAUAAAAUGUGAAAGAUCUGGAGGUAAUCAUUAAAAGUUACUCGUAACAAUGAAACGUGCCGUUGCUAUGAAUCAGUCACUUCGUAGUAUAUAUUAGAUAUUAUUAAAUACGACUGACAACAAACAACUUAUCGAUAAACUUAUUAAUAAGAACAUGUAUUCGAGAUAUUAUCUGAUGAAAAAGUUCUGAGAUAACCUUUAUAUUACAGAUUGAGCCUCUUUAAAAAAAUAAACGUAUAUAAAUAUAUAUUUUUCUAGCGAAUAUGUAAGAUUCAGAAUCACACAUCUAUCAGAUACCGAUAUUGUCCUAAACUCGAUAAUAUUAUCUUAAAAAUAUAAUUAAGUAUCUCGAACAAUUACUUUUCUUAUGGAACUUUUUCGAUCAGAUAACAGUAAUUUUUUAGCGGUUUUCGAAGUAAUAUAAGCACGUCGUACAUUUUCUGUGUCUUGUAUUAAAGCGAAGUGCAUCGUAAGUUAACGUCACAUUUACAUUUGGCAUUAAUUCGUUAUCCUUAUCCGUAUUACACGCGAGUCAAUUGAAUUAUACUUUAUAUAGUCUCGUUUAAAUACACUGAUAUAGUUUUAUAUAGUUACCAUUUAUAUACGCGUACAGCCUCAAACAUUUUUUUGUAUUAUUCGAAUAACCGCGCAACACGAUAGAAUUUUAAUGACUGAGAAAUAAUUGGAACUCGCUGUUUGUUUUAGUUUUAUGCGUAUCGUUAAAGGUAGUUUCUAAUAUCGAUAAAUCUUAUUGCGUAUAAUUAUUCGUAAGUCUGAUUUUGUAGGCCUGCGUAACACAGUACAGUAGCUUACAUACAGAAUUAGAUCUCUUAACUAUCCUCUUUUUAAAAUAAAUAUUCAUGAGUAAUAACA